CUUUAUUCUAUCAUUCCCCACUAUCUCCUUCUCCAGAUCCCUCUCUUCUUUAUCUUCGAAACUAACCGCUUUGCCGUCCCUUAAAAACUGCGUAAGCACGGACCAGUUCGGAAUUCAUUACAUUCCUCUACACCAGAACCUUCGCCGGAAAAUUCCGAAAACAAUAAAAAUGACGAGUGCUUCAACGGAGGCGCUAGAGUUGAAAGCCAAGGGGAAUGCUGCGAUAGCUAGUAGAGAUUGGAAGACUGCGGUUGACUUCUACACUCAAGCCAUAGAGCUCGAUCCGAACCAAGCGUUAUUCUACUCCAAUAGGGCCCAAGCACAUAUAAGGAUGGAAGCGUACGGAUCCGCCAUCGAGGACGCAGCAAAGGCGAUUGAGAUAGAUCCGGCAUCCGUUAAGGCCUACUACCGAAGGGCAAUCUCCAACGUGGCACUCUUGAAGUACAAGGAGGCUCUUAAGGACUUCAGGACUGUUUGCAAAAAAGCUCCAAACGACAAAGAUGCCCGACUAAAAAUGAACGAAUGCGAGAAGCUUAUUCGGAAGAUUGAUUUCCUGAAGGCUAUCGAGCAGAGUGAUCCACCAUCUGCUGCUGAGGGUCUAGAUCUGGAUUCUAUAGUGGUUGAGAAUGAGUACGACGGCGUUCGCCUCGAAAAGGAGAUGACACAGGAGUUCAUCGACGAUAUGAUCGAGAGGUUUAAGAACGGCAAGACAAUUCAUAAGAAAUACGCAUACCAGAUUAUCCUCAAGGCGAAGGAGAUAUUCUACGCCGAGCCAACCAUGCCAGAAGUCACUAUCCCAGACGGCAAUAAGAUGACAAUUUGCGGGGACACCCAUGGUCAAUAUUUCGAUCUGUUGGAGAUCUUCCGUCGCAAUGGAUUCCCGGCAGAGACGCACGCAUAUUUAUUUAACGGUGACUUUGUUGAUCGGGGAUCUUGGUCCACUGAGAUUGCUUUCCUUUUGUUCUCCUAUAAAUGGCUCUUCCCCAACAACUUCUACAUAAAUCGUGGCAAUCAUGAGACGGAUGACAUGAACAGGGUUUACGGAUUUGAGGGAGAGUGUAAAGCCAAGUACAAUGAGCGCAUGUUCAAAUUGUUCUCGGAAGCAUUCAGCGCUCUGCCUUUAGCUACGCUAGUUGGCUCCAAGUACCUGGUUCUUCAUGGAGGGUUGUUCUCCGACGAUAAGGUUAAUCUAGAUGACAUCCGAAAGUUGAACCGUCACUUGAAGAAGCAACCUGGACAGGAAGGACUAAUGAUGGAGAUGCUGUGGACCGAUCCACAGCCUGACCCUGGCCGCAGACCUAGCAAGCGUGGUGUUGGUCAGCAAUUUGGUCCGGACGUUACGAAGUCUUUCUGCGAGCGCAAUGGGUUAGAAGCCAUUAUCAGAAGUCACGAGGUCCGGAUGGGAGGCUACGAGGUGGAGCACGAUGGACGGUGUAUCACCGUCUUCUCUGCACCAAACUACGUCGAUACCUCCGGAAAUAAGGGUGCCUACAUCAACGUAGGAUCGGAUUACAAACUGGAACACAAUGUCUUUGACGCCGUCGAACAUCCCCCGAUCAAGGCCAUGGCGUACGCGCAAAACUCACUCAUGUCAAUGUAAAAAGUAGUUACAUGCAUUCCACUGUUUUCUAAGUAUGCUAUCUAUUUAUUACAUGGAUGGGAGUAGAAGUUUUUAUCAUUGACUUUAUCUCGCUACAACUCAAAAAAAUAAAAUAUAAAAAAAAUCCUAUCCUUCUUCGACACGACAGAUUUCGGAAUCUCGGUUUGGGCGUUCUUGUGUUGCGAGAGCUUGAUUUUCAUUUUCAUAUUCGCGUUUACCAGUGGUUUCACAUUUCCCCCUCUUUCUCUCUCUCUUUGCAUCCCCUUCCUUUCUUGUGUUGUUUUUGUUCCAACGAAGUUAGCGCAUUUCUUUCUUUUGGGCAGCUCACUUGCUUACCUGCUAUGUAUAGCAGGAUGGAAAUUGAGAUGAGAUGGGUGGGAUGAGACAGGAAAUUGAAUGUAUGGGUGCGUA
This is a messenger RNA of Tuber melanosporum (Perigord truffle), 2011 nucleotides long. RefSeq lists its product as uncharacterized. Gene Ontology annotation, cellular component: nucleus; cytosol. Bases 170 to 1600 code for a protein of 476 amino acids. The transcript has 9 exons. Gene Ontology annotation, molecular function: protein binding; protein serine/threonine phosphatase activity. Lineage: Eukaryota; Fungi; Ascomycota; Pezizomycetes; Pezizales; Tuberaceae. The record is from RefSeq and is a predicted model, not a curated record.